CACAACAGCAACCAUGAGAUACCAGGUGGCCUUCCUUCUUGUUCUCCUGGCUGGGAUGACCUCGUCCGCCUGCCACGGCGGCCACUGUGGCGGAGGAUCCUCAGUGGUACAUGGCGGAGGUUCUUCAGUAGGUCAUGGCGUAGGAUCUUCAGGAGGAAGUAGAGGAGGAUCCUCCAUAGUCCAUGGAGGAGGAUCCUCAGGAGGAUAUAGCGGAGGAUCCUCAGGAGGAUUAAGUGGAGGAUCAUCAGGAGGAUAUGGUGGAGGAUCUUCAGUGGGCCAUGUCGUAGGAUCUUCAGUGGGCCAUGGCGUAGGAUCUUCAGUUGGUCAUGGCGUAGGAUCUUCAGUUGGUCAUGGCGUAGGAUCUUCUGGAGCAUAUGGUGGAGGAUCGUCAGUGGGCCAUGGCGUAGGAUCUUCAGUGGGCCAUGGCGUAGGAUCUUCAGUUGGUCAUGGCGUAGGAUCUUCUGGAGCAUAUGGUGGAGGAUCGUCAGUGGGCCAUGGCAUAGGAUCUUCAGUGGGCCAUGGCGCAGGAUCUGCAGUUGGUCAUGGCGUAGGAUCUUCUGGAGGAUAUGGUGGAGGAUUGUCAGUGGGCCAUGGCGUAGGAUCUUCAGUGGGCCAUGGCGCAGGAUCUUCAGUUGGUCAUGGCGUAGGAUCUUCUGGAGCAUAUGGUGGAGGAUCGUCAGUGGGCCAUGGCAUAGGAUCUUCAGUGGGCCAUGGCGCAGGAUCUGCAGUUGGUCAUGGCGUAGGAUCUUCUGGAGGAUAUGGUGGAGGAUCGUCAGUGGGCCAUGGCAUAGGAUCUUCAGUGGGCCAUGGCGCAGGAUCUUCAGUUGGUCAUGGCGUAGGAUCUUCUGGAGGAUAUGGUGGAGGAUUGUCAGUGGGCCAUGGCGUAGGAUCUUCAGUGGGCCAUGGAGUGGGAUCUUCGGGAGGAUAUAGCGGAGGAUCUUCAGUGGGUCAUGGUGUAGGAUCCUCAGGAGGAUUUGGCGGAGGAUCAUUUGGUAACUCAGUCUACGGCGGAGGAUCAGGAUUCAACGGAGCAUCACUGGGAGGCUUCACAGGAGACUUCAACUCGGGAGUAGCUGGAGGCUUCGUCGGGGACUUGGGUGAUGGAUACGGGUCUUCAGGCAACACCUUCGGGGGCCACGAUGCUUUUUUCGGCGAUGGCUAUUCUGGAGGUGACUUUGACGGCCAGUCAGGAGGCUUCACAUCUGGCAGUGGCUUCGCUUCAUUUGGUGGCUUCAAUUCUGGCCGUGGCUCUGAUGCUUACUAUGGAGGAGGCGUCGGCUCUGGCUUCGGCUCUGGCGGUUACUCAGGAGGAGACGUUGUCUUUGGAGUCGGCUCUGGUGUUGGUUCUGACUUCGGCUCUGACGGUUAUUCUGGAGGAGUAGGUGUCUUUGGCGUCGGCAAUGACUUAGGCUCUGACGGUUACUCUGGAGGAGGAGGCGUCUUUGGCGUAGGCUCUGGCGUCGGCUCUGGCAUCGGCACUAACUUUGGCUCUGAUAGUUACUCCAGUGGCUUAGCCGGUGGCAGCUUCACAGGAACCAUCAGCCAAGGCUACUUACCGCCUCACAAAUAAUAUCACGAUCUUCCGUGCCAGUUUACAUCAUCUACAACACAAGGAGGAAAGGGCAGACCUGUUCACUUACCAACGUUCAUAAACUAUAAGUUUUACCUCAAAAAUCAUAUUGUUAUUUUAAUGUAUUUUACGAUUGAGUUACAUGCUCUUAGAAACUAAUUAACAUCAUCAUUUUUCACGUUACUACAUGUACAGUACUUGUUUUUCCCUCCUGGUUAAAAUAAAGACAAUAUUUAUCUUUAGUGUUAUUUUCUUGCCAAACAGGGUGAGUUGAUUUCUCUUUUGUAGUCAUCCCUUUAAGUGCAAACAACAAUAUAAUUUACUGUGUGUGUUGUAGGAGAAAUAUAAAAAUAAGAAUCAUACUA
This is a messenger RNA of Homarus americanus (American lobster), 1935 nucleotides long. Its product is annotated as glycine-rich cell wall structural protein-like. The record is from RefSeq and is a predicted model, not a curated record. Lineage: Eukaryota; Metazoa; Arthropoda; Malacostraca; Decapoda; Nephropidae. The coding region runs from base 14 to 1570 and encodes 518 amino acids. The transcript has 3 exons.